GGUCUCUCAUGGCGCAUAGGUUGUCGGUCUGUUUUAGCGGCUGAGUUUGUCUUUUAGUUAUCAAGCUUUCGUCGAUUAAUGUUUUGGCGUCUGUUCUCCCACCUGAGAUAUGGAGGCCACGAUGUUUCAGCUGAGGUUGUUUAUUCACCAGCGGCUGUACGGAGCAGCAGAGGAGAUCCUCGGAGAGGUGGAGAAAACCAUCACUUUAGCUCUGCACGAAGCCCAAGUUUAUCGAUCUAAAGACGAGGCGGGAAGUGUACGACAUCAGCUGGCUCAUCUGCCAAAGAAAUCAGCUGCUGAACUUCCAGCGACCAACAGUACCAUGGAACAUGGAGACAAACGUGACUCCCCGUUGCUGCAGGAAAACCAGGGACCUCCAACCCCAGAAGAGUCUUACUUAACAGUUUCUAAUUUAAGUGCAGAUCUAAGCAAUAACAGCUGGAACUACUGCCUGGUGGAGAUGCCUGAGGUGAAGAAGGAGCAGGAGGAGCGUGGGGUCGAGAGUGAAACACCAGAGAUUUUUGUUUCUCCUUCAGAAAUUGUGAAAAGUGAGGAAGACCGAUUGGAGAUGCUGAUAUCACAUGAAAUGCAGCCGCUUUCUUCAGACUCCUCUGCAGCUGUGAGUGACGAGGAGAUGGUGAACAGCAGAGGAGGGGAACAGCCCAAAAUGGUGAAAGAGAACGAAAAGACGCUGCCAGGAAAACCCGUUGGUGACAAUAAGAAAGACCAAGCAGCUUUGUCUAGUGAGAACUGCUCUGUUAAAGGGAAAAAAGACCGCAGUUUCUGCCAUUUGUGCGGGAAGGGAUUUUACUACAUCGCUGCAUUAAAGAAACACAUAAAAACACACAAGAAGUGUACUGAUUGUGUUCUUUGUGGGAAGAAAUACAAGUAUAAAAAAGAACUUCUUCGUCAUUUGAAAACCAAACACAGAAAAGCAUUUUUUUGUGAUGUUUGUGGUAAGACUUUUCCUAUUUCCGUUGUCUCCAAACGCACAAGAAAACACACAUGGACAUGGAAGAGCUUGUGUGUCAAGAAUGUGGCAGAACUUUUCACCGCAGGGACCAUCUCACUGUGCAUGUGAGGACCCAUUCUGGAGAAAAACCGUAUCACUGUGACGUCUGUGAAAAAUCGUUCAGUCAAAGCCAGAACCUUACGAUUCAUAAAAG
Messenger RNA from Archocentrus centrarchus (flier cichlid), 1166 nucleotides. RefSeq names its product zinc finger X-chromosomal protein. NCBI's taxonomy places the organism in Eukaryota, Metazoa, Chordata, Actinopteri, Cichliformes, Cichlidae. The transcript is spliced from 2 exons. The record is from RefSeq and is a predicted model, not a curated record. The coding region runs from base 110 to 1081 and encodes 323 amino acids. Gene Ontology annotation, molecular function: DNA-binding transcription factor activity, RNA polymerase II-specific; RNA polymerase II cis-regulatory region sequence-specific DNA binding. Gene Ontology annotation, biological process: regulation of transcription by RNA polymerase II.